AUUUGAGAGGACAAUAAUGAAGAAAGAGAUAAGAGGCAACAAAACAAAACUAGGGAAUGGCGCAGCAAAUCAUGUGUUUACACUUACUAUCAACGCCAUCCAUCUUCGCUGCGUCUGCUCCUUGUAUCACUCUUCUUCAACCUCAUCAAUGGAGUUCGUGUCGCCUUCCGUCGCUAAAAUCUUCUUUCUCAUCCACCAAACUCAGAGCAUCCUUUGAAGAUAUUGCCAAUGAUACUUCUGCCACUCGUCUUGUUCAGCCUAACCAAGGAGUAGCGGAUAGUAUUAAAGUGUUAAAGAAUGCGGCAAAAACAAGGAAGGUGGACAAAAACGAAGUUUUAUCAGCACUUUCGUUGAUUGAGAAGGCGAAACUUGAUCCUUCGGAAUUCCUUGAAACACUUGGUGGAACUAAAUCACCUGGAAGGACCUGGAUGCUUGUUUUUACUGCUGAGAAAAAACUCAAGGGUGGGCGAUAUUUCCCUCUUACUGCUGUCCAAAGAUUUGAUGCAGAGGCGAAGAUGAUUGAAAAUGGUGUGUACCUUGGUCCGCUAGGGAGUUUGAGUUUUGAAGGCAGAUUUUUAUGGAAGAACAGAAUACUGGCGUUUGUUUUUUACUGCAUUCGCAUAAAGAUUGGACCAUUCAAUCCUUUACAAAUAAGCCUGGGAAGUCAAGACAAUAAGGAGCCAGACAACAAAGGUCCCUUCUUCAUAUGGUAUUAUGUUGAUGAGGAGAUAGCAGUGGCUCGUGGCAGAAGUGGUGGAACAGCGUUUUGGUGUCGUUGUAGCCGAGUUACUAGUUCUUGAAUCUCCCUGAAGCUCGCACCAACACUUCUGGAGUUCCUGUAAUUUUUUUUCAACACUUUUAACUUGAAUUAUUUCAACUAAAAGGGCUUAUGGUACAGCCGUACAGCUAGUAUGCAACAUAGUGAAAUUUAGCUUUGCAUUGUACAAGAACUGUCUGUGUUUCUGUAUAAAUGUUACAUGUCCUUGAUCUUACACUUAUAAUACAUUAGUCUUAUGUCUCUA
Spinacia oleracea (spinach) is the source of this 1022-nucleotide messenger RNA. RefSeq lists its product as uncharacterized. The record is from RefSeq and is a predicted model, not a curated record. Bases 57 to 800 code for a protein of 247 amino acids. The transcript has 4 exons. Lineage: Eukaryota; Viridiplantae; Streptophyta; Magnoliopsida; Caryophyllales; Amaranthaceae.